This is a messenger RNA of Pseudomyrmex gracilis, 981 nucleotides long. Its product is annotated as chymotrypsin-1-like. The coding region runs from base 211 to 951 and encodes 246 amino acids. The record is from RefSeq and is a predicted model, not a curated record. Gene Ontology annotation, biological process: proteolysis. The transcript is spliced from 5 exons. Gene Ontology annotation, molecular function: serine-type endopeptidase activity. Lineage: Eukaryota; Metazoa; Arthropoda; Insecta; Hymenoptera; Formicidae.
CUAGUCAUUUUGGUCGACACCACAAAUUCUUUUAUAUUGUCGCGUAGAGAUUUCAACGCGAUUACAUCUAUCAGGGAUUAGAAUAAUUAAAUCACUUAAUUUGUGUUUAUGUAAUACACACACGUUUCAACGAACGUUCUUCAAGUGCUUCAAAGCGGUAUAUAAACUCUACGAGAAAGCUUUGUUAUUAAUCAGUAUCACGAUCUCAUCAUGUUGGCGUUGUUUGUACUCGUUAGCUUGGCAGCAGCUGCUCAUGGCUUUCCGAAUUCUUAUAUUAUCGGUGGAAAAGACGCUCCAGUGGGCGCGUAUCCGCAUCUGGUAUCUCUGAGAAAGAAUGGAUCUCACUCCUGCGGCGGAUCUAUCAUCUCUACACGCACCGUUCUCUCUGCAGCCCAUUGUGUUAUUUCUUACGUCAAAGAUCCCCGUGUUCUGGAAAUUCUGACUAUUCACGCCGGCACGAAUCUGUUGAGCGAAGAAGGAACUGUUUACAAAGCAAUCAAGGCCAUCCAUCACGAAAAUUACAAUAUGUAUAAAUUACUCAACGACAUUGGUGUGCUCAUUCUGUCGAGACCUGUUGAAUUCACUCCCACGAUUCAACCCAUUCGACUCGCGACCAACGACAUCGUCGCAGGCUCUCCUUGCGUUCUAAGCGGUUGGGGAAGAACCGCAAUCGGUGGUUUGUUCCCUGACAAGUUGCAACAUAUCAAGUUGAACGUUUAUGAUCAAAAGAAAUGCCAAGCCAUAUUCUGGCAAGUAAAGUCUUCUCACAUCUGCACGUAUACGAGAGCAGGCGAAGGCGCGUGUCAUGGUGAUUCCGGUAGUCCUCUUAUUGCUGGUGAUGUUCAAAUCGGUGUUGUUUCUUUCGCUUUGCCGUGCGCUCGCGGCGAGCCCGACGUGUUCACUAGAGUGUCCUCAUAUACGAAUUGGCUGAGGAAAAAUAUUGUUCUGUAAUCAAAUAAACUGAGAUCUUUUGUUUGCAUA